Cervus elaphus (red deer) is the source of this 2989-nucleotide messenger RNA. RefSeq names its product solute carrier family 25 member 21 (gene SLC25A21). Gene Ontology annotation, biological process: transmembrane transport. The record is from RefSeq and is a predicted model, not a curated record. The transcript is spliced from 10 exons. NCBI's taxonomy places the organism in Eukaryota, Metazoa, Chordata, Mammalia, Artiodactyla, Cervidae. The coding region runs from base 970 to 1779 and encodes 269 amino acids.
UAAGAUAACCAUAAAUUGGAUUUAUUUUGACUUAGUUUUUGUCAAUUUCAGUCGUACAGUUUCAGGACAACUAACUCCAAGGAAUGUAGUCACCUGUUCCUUCUUUAGAACUGCACUGUGCUCUGGCUUUCCAGGGGGCAAGGGUCGCCGGGGCCCUGCCGAUGGAGUUCUAGGCCAGGGUCACUUUUUUUUACUUGCGUUAUCAGAGGCAGAGCGUCCAGCUUGACAAACUCUGCAGAAGGCUCCCGAUAGGGAAACCCGUGAGCGCCAAUCUAGGAGACCAAACCGACCCGCUGCGGUCGACCAACCCAACCCCGGGGUCCCUGGGUCCUCCUCGGAGCCCAGGGAGACAGGAGUGGGGAGAGGGAGCCCCUGAAGGAGAGCCACAGGCAGGUCUCAACCCGCCGGAGAUCACACUGCUAAUCUGUGGUCCAAACCGCCCGCCGCCUCCGAGCAGUCGUCGGAUUGCCGCCCCCCAGGGAGCCACUCGGCCCAAGAAGCAACACAGCCCCGGCUCUCUUGCUCCGGAGAGGCUCCGCAGGCCGGCAUCGAGGCAGGCGAGCUCGCCCCGGCAUCUCAGCCCACGCCGUGGUCCACUGUCUUGCGAAGAUGUCCGCCAAGCCCUCUGUCGGCUUCGUGAACGAGGCUUCUCGGCAGAUCCUAGCCGGUGGCUCUGCUGGUAAGGCCGCCCCGCCCCGCCGGGGGCUAGUAGCCUUUCCUUUCGCGUGUUCCGAAAACCUUUCUCCGAAAAGUCUCCCCACCAUAGGUCUUGCCUUCUUCCUCUGCCUUCCGCGCUCGGGGUUCAGAGCCUGACUAGCCCGAGCCCGCGAGAGUAAAGAAAGCCGGGAUCAGGCGGCGGGCCCCGGGUGUCCCAGGUCCAGUCGCCGCGGCGCCUGCGGCGGCCGCUCUCGAGUUCCCCGCCUUCUGUGUUCCUAGCCUGGAAAGCAAGGUCUUGUAGAAAUUUGCCUGAUGCACCCUCUCGAUGUGGUGAAAACCAGGUUCCAGAUUCAGAGAUGUGCAACCGAUCCAAACAGUUAUAAAAGCUUAGGAGACAGCUUUCGAAUGAUUUUGCGCACAGAAGGGUUGUUCGGUUUUUACAAGGGGAUUAUACCACCCAUCUUGGCUGAAACACCAAAAAGAGCAGUAAAGUUUUUCACCUUUGAGCAGUACAAGAAAUUGCUUGGAUAUGUGUCACUGUCACCAGCAUUGACAUUUGCCAUUGCUGGAUUGGGAUCUGGACUAACAGAAGCCAUCGUGGUCAACCCUUUUGAGGUAGUAAAAGUUGGCUUGCAAGCCAAUCGGAACAGAUUUACAGAGCAACCAUCCACCGUGAGUUAUGCAAGACACAUCAUUAAGAAGGAAGGUUUGGGACUCCGAGGCCUCAACAAAGGAUUUACAGCAACUUUGGGACGUCAUGGAGUUUUCAAUAUGGUUUAUUUUGGCUUCUACUUCAAUGUCAAAAACAUUAUUCCUGUCAAUCAGGAUCCAACCUUGGAGUUUUUGAGAAAAUUUGGGAUUGGUCUUCUCUCAGGCACAAUAGCCUCAGUCAUUAACAUCCCUUUUGAUGUUGCCAAAAGUCGGAUUCAAGGGCCUCAGCCAGUUCCUGGAGAGAUCAAGUACAGAACCUGUUUUAAAACAAUGGCCACGGUCUAUCAGGAAGAAGGCAUUUUAGCUUUGUAUAAAGGCCUGCUUCCCAAGAUUAUGAGGCUUGGACCAGGUGGUGCAGUGAUGCUGCUGGUUUAUGAAUACACCUAUUCAUGGCUUCAGGAGAACUGGUGAUUGCCUACGGUGUAUUUUUCCCCCUUGUGAAAAUGGAUUUUCAUUAGACAGCACCAUCAGGAGGCAAGACUAUCUAUCAGUUAAGCCUAUACAAUGAUAAAUUAUAAUUAUACACUUAGAUACAGUUGUAAAAGGUAAAACAGUGUUCAAGAACAAAACCUAUUUUGAUACUUCAAAAAUUAUCUCUAGACAAUUUGAAACUGUCGUUUUAAUAUCCUUAAAACUAAGAGGAGAAAAUUAAUACUGUGAAGCAAUGAAAUAUAUAAACUGAAUAUAGAAAAGUAGCAUGGAAAUUAGAUAUAUUCCAUAAAAAACAAUACAAAUUUUAUGACCUAUGUUCCUCUUAUCUGGCUUUACAAUAAAAAUUCAUUGUAUUGAUGAUUAUUUUUUCCUGAAAGGUAAAGAAGUGCUUAUAAGUGAAAAAAAUAUGCCAAAAUUUAAGGGAUUAAAUUAAAUAUUAUUUAAUCAUAUACAAGGAAAAUGUUUCUGAAGAGUACUAAAAUGGCCUUUUUAAAAUUUCAUGUUAAAAUGUGAAUUGUUGGUUUCCUUUGGUAAUAAUAUACAUCUCAUUUGUAUUUUCCUAAACCUACUUUAUAUUUUGCACUGUUGGUUAAAGCAGGUCAUAUUUUUAAAUUAUGAUAUUUGAAGUGUUUUGUGACAAAGAUAAAACAUGAAAUUAUAUUAAAACUACUUUUCUUUACAUAGUUCCCUUUGAAAACAAGUUUUAAUGCUGAAAUAUUUUUAUGUUAAAUCAAAAUUUGAACUGCUCCUUAGGCCUGUGUGUGCUGUCUGUGUUUGCAUCACAUACCUUUUCUCAGAAUUCUUAUCUAUGCCAUUUUUUUAAAAGGAUGUUUAGAAUAAAACUACAUUUCUAGCUUACUAGUUUUAAGUGAUGGUUUCAGAUGUGAAGUCUACCAACUUCAAUGUUAAAAUAUGUAUUACGAAGGAGAAAAUGUUUCAAAAGAGAAGUACAUUCUUAGCAUUUCCAAAGAUGCCUGUACUAACAUGCACUCAAAAAAAAAAAUUUCCUUGACGUUGAUGUAACGAGGCUUAAUUUUAUAUCUGCAUCCUGAAGUGAUGCUCCUUCAGUAGCUCGAGCCAACAAAGAUAUCUGUUCUAGGAUGACACCUGUUCUUAACUAUAACCAGAAGAUCUGUCUACCAUGAAGCUGUAUCACUAAAACAUUUUGAAAAUAAAAAAUGAAAGAUAA